CCUCUAUCACACCUGGUCACCUGAUGACCGAGAGCCUUCACCGCAGCCUGGGAAUAUGCAGCACAAAGGUUUAGCCGACAGCUCUGAACGCACUGGGCAGAUUUAACUGGACAGCGCCACAGAAUCCAGGAUUUAAAACGCCGCCACACAGGAUGAGUCGGGCCUGAUGAUGACGAUGAUGAUGGACCCUGGCGCCAACGACUCCGAGGGGACAUUUGGGCUGCCGCCCGUCAACCAGACGGACCUGAUCGCCACCUUCUCGGGCACGCAGCUCCUGCUGCGCUUCAAGCCGCUCUUCAUCGCCCUGUACGGUGCCGUGGUGAUGGUGGCGGCCGUGGGCAACGCCUUCCUGCUGGCGUGCAUCGUGGCGGACAGGAAGCUGCACAACGCCACCAACUUCUUCAUCGGGAACCUGGCGGCGGGCGACCUGCUGAUGUGCCUGAGCUGCGGGCCACUCACCGCCUCGUACGCCUUCCACCCGCACGGCUGGGUGUUCGGGCGCCCACUCUGCCACUUGGUGUCCCUGAUACAGGGUGCCACGGUCUUCGCCUCCGUGCUGUCCCUCACGGCCAUCGCCAUGGACCGCUACGUGGUGGUGGCGUACCCGGUGCGGCGGCGCAUCUCCAUGUGCGGCUGCAGCGCGGUGGCCGUGGUCAUCUGGCUCCUGGCGCUCGCCCUGGCCGCGCCGCCCGCCCUCCAGGUGAGCCUGCUGGACCUGCGGCCCGGCGGCAUGGACUUCCUGGUGUGCGAGGAGUUCUGGGAGCCCGGCGGCCUGCGCCUGGUCUACUCCUGCUUCAUCCUGCUGGCCACGUACAUGAUCCCGCUGCUGGCGGUCAGCGUCUCGUACUGCGCCAUCAGCCUCCACCUGCGGCGCCACGCGAUGCCCGGCGAGCCGUGCCAGCCGUGCCACGGGCGGCAGCAGCAACGCUGGAGCCAGCGGCGUCGGCGGACCUUCUCGCUGCUGGUGGCCUCCGUGCUCGCUUUCGCCCUCUGCUGGCUGCCUCUGCAGGUGCUCAACCUGCUGGUGGACCUGGACGGCGACUUCCGCUUCGUGGACAAGCACUACCUGAACGUGCUGCAGGUGAGCUGCCACCUGGUGGCCAUGAGCUCGGCCUGCUACAACCCCUUCAUCUACGCCUCGCUGCACAGCAAGAUGCGGCUGCACCUCCGCCGCUACCUGUGGCCGUGCAGGGACGGUGGAGGGAUGACGUUGUUGUCGCGCUGCACCUCACGGAACCCCAACAACUGCCUGAGUCUGAUGUCGGAAGCAUCUGCCAAGGAGAACCAACACAUGGGGGGACCGCAUCCACCUGUUCAGGACGACCCAGACAGCUCUAUUUGA
Messenger RNA from Sardina pilchardus (European sardine), 1342 nucleotides. Its product is annotated as 7 transmembrane receptor domain-containing protein. Gene Ontology annotation, cellular component: plasma membrane; neuron projection. The record is from RefSeq and is a predicted model, not a curated record. Gene Ontology annotation, molecular function: neuropeptide binding; neuropeptide Y receptor activity. NCBI's taxonomy places the organism in Eukaryota, Metazoa, Chordata, Actinopteri, Clupeiformes, Clupeidae. Bases 167 to 1342 code for a protein of 391 amino acids. The transcript has 4 exons. Gene Ontology annotation, biological process: G protein-coupled receptor signaling pathway.